GGGCUGCUCGGACCGCGGGGGGCUACACUGGUCCCGCACACGGGAGGCUGCGGACAGCGGCGCCGGAGCUGCGGGGAUGGGGCAGCCCCGUGCCAAGCCGCCUGGCGCGGUGGCCCGAUCACGGGCACUGAUGCUUCGCCCGCUUAGGAGACAGCCGGGCGACAGCUGCUGCCGUGAGCUGGGAUUUCUCGUAUCCGGAGCCCGCCCGCACCGAUCUCCGAGCGGGCGUGCCUCGCGCCCUCGGGCGGCCCUGGCUCCCCGGGCUGGAAGGGCCACUUCAGACUGGGCGUGCGGGUGAUUGACAGCGCCCUCCGCCAAUGCCGUCGCGUUGGCGCAGGGGCGGUAGUUUCUGUGCCCGCUGAGAUUUGUGCAGGAGGCACUGGGUUCCCUCUGCCGUCCUGGUCCUUCUGGGCAGAGGAUGCAAUCGUGCCCCAAGGUACCCGGUGACCGGAUCUCAGGCAGGACCACUCGUGAACCGUACCCCUCAUAGCUGUUAAAAGGAUGGUUCUUCUUUCCCGUUGCUGACUCUGUCACGGGUUUUUGAAAGUUUUCACUGAGUUUUGCUCCGUUUUAGGAUAUAAAUGCACUGAGCUGGAGCAUCCAACGGAGGCAUCUCAUCUGCUCUAUCAAAAUAGUCUCGCUUCUCUCUCCCUUAUGCUAAUGCGGGCUGAUCCUGGGGGGGGGGAGACUAUAUGGUCUCACUGUUUCCUUUUAUUAAAGAAAAAUGUUUUUGAAAUUGUUCAGCAACCUUGGUUUACAUGUCGCCUGUCAAGAUGGUAAUUAUUCUUUAUUGUAGAGCAACGCUUCCUGUUUACCUUCUUUUUGGAAUGGAGAUUUCUUCCCAUCAAUUUCAUCUCCUUCAGCAACUGAAUGAGCAGCGCAAGCAAGACUUAUUCUGUGACUGCAGUAUCCUAGUUGAGGGGAAAGUCUUCAAAGCACACAGAAAUGUGCUGUUUGCCAGUAGUGGUUAUUUCAAAAUGCUCCUUUCCCAAAGCUCAAAAGAGACUAGUCAGGCAACCACAGCUACUUUUGAGGUCUUCUCUCCUGCUACCUUCACAGUUAUUCUGGACUUUGUAUAUUCAGGAAAACUGUCUCUCACUGGUCAAAAUGUGAUUGAAGUAAUGUCAGCUGCUAGUUAUCUGCAGAUGACAGAUAUUCUUAGUGUAUGUAAGACCUUCAUUACAUCCUCACUGGAGAUUAAUGAAAAAGAGAAGGAUCACUACUUCACCCUCUCAGCCAAAAGGGUCAACAGUAGGUUUGACUGCCCACCUUUUUAUAGAUCAAGAAGGAAAGUUAAAAGCAACCCCAUCAGUUCUCACUUAAUUCCAGAUCAAAAGGCAGGCAGGGUGAAUGAAAAUUCCUGGACCAAUAACAGGAACCACUCAUCUUCACAAAUGAAUGUCCAACUGCAAGAAACACCAUUAUCCAAAAGAGGCCAAAAGCUUGGCUCAGUGAAAAAGCGCCAAAGGCGUCUAGGACUGUCACAGUCCCAUGACUUUCUGAAAUAUAAAUCAAACAAACCUGAUGAGGCCAGUGGAAGUUGCAGUGCUUCAGAGACUAACCACAUUUCUCAAUCCAAAGAGCAAAUUCAGUUUGACACGGAGAACAACACUGCUCAUACGGGGUACCAAUGUGAUCAAGAAUCAAAGGUGAUACCAAAGAAAUGGUCUGUUGCUCAGCUGGAACAAGAACUUUCAAGAACUUCCCCGGUGUAUAUGGAUUUAAAAGCAGAUGAACUGUAUACCUCUGUGCCCACGAUUCUAGGUGUAAUGGGUGGUUGGAAUGAAGAUGAUCUACUUAAGAUGAGAUUCAAGUGCCCCUUCUGCACCCAUACAGUGAAACGGAGAGCAGACAUGAAGCGGCAUCUUCGAUGUCACACAGGGGAACGACCUUAUCCGUGUGAGGCAUGUGGGAAAAAGUUCACAAGAUUAGAGCACCUACGUAGCCAUUUCCAAACAAUACAUCAAGCUGGCAAAUUAAUCUGCAGGAAGUGUAAGAAUCAUGUCACCGACCUAACAGGACAUGUGGUUCAACAAGGAACAAGGUGUUACAGACUAUGUAAGGAAUGUCUAGUUGAAGCAGGUAUUGACAGCAUUCGUGAUGACUUAGAUGCAGAACAUCCUCUUCCUAUCUCUCUAGGAGACAACAUUUCUGGGUGGCACCUGGAUGAAGAGCACAGAUCAGAUGUAGAGAUGGUGGAGGAUGAACCUGAUAAAUUUGUCAUCCAACAAGUUAAUGAUGAUAGCACAGAUGAGACUGAAGAAAAAGUGAAACCAAAUCCUAGAUAGUUGUAUUUGGAGUGAAAUCUACUAGUGCUCAUCUCAUCACUGACUUAUUAAGUCUUGCCGGUUGAGACAAUGAUCUACUUAAUUAAUAG
Chrysemys picta bellii (western painted turtle) is the source of this 2377-nucleotide messenger RNA. Lineage: Eukaryota; Metazoa; Chordata; Testudines; Emydidae. The record is from RefSeq and is a predicted model, not a curated record.